Messenger RNA from Portunus trituberculatus (swimming crab), 1988 nucleotides. RefSeq names its product glyoxalase domain-containing protein 4-like. The transcript is spliced from 7 exons. NCBI's taxonomy places the organism in Eukaryota, Metazoa, Arthropoda, Malacostraca, Decapoda, Portunidae. The record is from RefSeq and is a predicted model, not a curated record. The coding region runs from base 119 to 1006 and encodes 295 amino acids.
UCGGUGACUGGGAGGGGGAGCGUCGCGUGGUCGUCUUCCCGUUCCCAGGGUCCCGCUGACAGCACACCCGCAGUGAAGGCUGCUGAUCCACCCCUUUCUUCCAUAACUAACAUUUACCAUGGCGUCAAGGAGAGCUCUACACUUUGUCUACAAGAUUGGGGAUCGGAAGGCCACCGCCAAAUUCUACAGAGAUGUUUUGGGGAUGAAGGUAUUACGCCAUGAGGAGUUUGAUGAAGGCUGCAAGGCUUCCUGCAAUGGGCCAUAUGAUGGGAAGUGGAGCAAGACCAUGAUAGGGUAUGGGGCUGAGGACAACCACUUUGUGUGUGAACUGACCUACAAUUAUGGUGUCUCCCAGUAUGAAAUGGGGAAUGACUUUUUAGGAAUGCACAUCGAUUCCCAGGAGGCUGUCGAGAGAGCCAAGAAGAACGACUGGCCAGUCAAGGAUGAGGGAGACCAUAGUGUCCUUGAGGCACCUGGUGGCUACAAGUUUAUCAUUAAUCACAAGCCACAACCUGCUGACAAAGACCCAGUGCAGCAAGUUGUCCUGGCUAGCAGCAACCUGGAGAAGUCUGUGGAAUAUUGGAAGGAUCUGGCUGGCAUGACUGUGUACAGCAAGACUGACAAAAGUGCAACACUAGGCUAUUGUGAGACUCAAGCCAAACUGGUGCUGCAGGACAUUGGCGGGGAAGUAAAUCAUGCCAAGGCUUUUGGACGGAUCGCCUUUUCUGCUCCUGGAGGUGACCUGCCAGGCAUUGAGCAGAAGAUGAAGGAUGCCAACCAGACCAUCAUCACCCCGUACAUCUCCCUGGACACGCCUGGCAAGGCUACAGUCCAGGUGGUCAUUCUGGCAGACCCGGAUGGUCAUGAAAUCUGCUUUGUGGGAGAUGAAGGCUUCCGGCAGCUGUCUGCAGUGGACCCCAAAGGUGAUGAACUGCUCAAUGAAGCCAUGGAGAAGGACAAGUCUGAUGAAUGGUUCGCAAAGAAGGGUGGGAAGGCUGCUGCGUAGACAUGACAAGAAUCACAACUGCCUUGAUAUUAUGGUUGCAUUUUUCUCUUUUGUAUUGGUCUGCUUUAAUGAGGGAUAAUUGAUGACCACUUUUUAUAUAUCUAGAAUUAUUCUCCUUGUAAUGUUGAAUGUAUCCUCUGUGCAUGUCUUUAAAGGUGAUUGUGGUCUUCCUUUUGUUUGUGAACUGACGUUUGAUAGGAACUUAUGAGUUUAGCAUAACUGUACUUAGUCCUGCAAUCAUGUCAAUAUGUUUAUUGAAGUUGGCUAUUUAAGUGAUCUACAGCCUCUGUGGUUCACCAUAGACUCAACUGGUCUAAAUAUAGAUAUUUUAAGUACAUGGAUAAAUUGGAAGGUAGUAAAAUAAAUAGAAGUGUAUUUCCCUGGCAUGCAUUGUUUUAGAUAUUCCAGAGGUGAUCAGGAAACCCCAUGUAAGCCUUAGAGUGACUAGCAUAGUGGAGCAGGACAGGAGCAGCCAUGAAUUGUCUGUCUUCCUGCACUACUUCCUCACUCACGUGCAAAUGAAUAUAUGGGUAAUGGAAGGUUAUGAAAACAAAUAGGUUUGGUUAUAAAAAUAUUGUAGUCUAUAUAAUUGUUAGGAGACUCAGCUUUAUUCUAUAGAGGUUUACUGAAUUGAGGUAAACUUAUACAUGAUCAGCUUAGUUUAGGACCUAAAUAUGAUAAUUACAAGAGGAUUCUGUCCUAUCCCUUUCUUGCAUAUCAUAAUCCUUUUUAGUCUUUGUGGCCUUCUUAUACUUUAGCUUUGCACAGUGGUAGUGUUGCAACCACUAAAACCAAAUCAAGGUCUUUUGGAGUGCAAUGUUGAUCGUAUGUUUUAUAUCAGCUGUUUUGGGGAAAAGUUAGAAAUUUUCUCAUGUGUAGUCAAGGUAAAGAAUGUAUGUCAAUUUUUUUGGGGCAACUUUAAUCCUGUGUCAUUUGUCUUGUAAUAAAUGCAAUGGAUAUGUUGUGUACUGAAGAAAAGAUA